UAGUGAAUCCUCUCAGAAUCCUGUUUGAAUUAUAGAAGACACACAGAGCCGAGACGCUGACUUACUUGACCACAUUUGAAAAUAUAAAACCGAACCAAGACCAACCCCCGGAAAGACAAGCACAAUUUCGGAGCAGACAUGAGUGCAGACGCAGUUUUCUGCUCCUCCACCGUUGACUACCGUGGGAAGGUCCCUGUGCAGCACCUGGACUACGGUUACAUUGAGAAAUGCAAAGAUGUGAAAUACAUGGAGAAGAUCUUGAAAGUACUGAGGUCGGGUGACGAGGGCAUUUAUCCUCACCUGACCACGUUCUGUGAGAGUCACCUGGAGAAACUGCACCCGAGGAGCCCGGCGCUCAGGAAGGACAACGAGGUGGCCACAGCCGCCAGCCUGUCCAAAGACGAGUGGAGCCAGAUUGUUGACGAGUUGAAGACAUGGCAAGAAGAAACCAAAAAGACUGAAACUUCACUCAAACAGCAACGGGUGUUUGAUGAUCUGCCGAAGGAAAACAUUCCACCGAUAAGAGGUUCCAAUUGCUCCAUUGCACUCAGCGAGACUUCAAACGCCAAUGAAAAAAGGAGUUCUUCAACAUGCCCUCUUCCACGUGAUUAUCGAGAAUGGGACAAGUUUGAUGUGGAAAGAGAAUGUGAAAAGAUUGAUGGGAAUGUGGUCAAAAAUGAUCCACCUGCCAUUGUGACCAAAAGAAAUCCUGAAAUCAAGACAAAAGUGGAGGCCGCAUUGCUGACGCAGCAGGAGAAGCUCUUCUUGGCUAAUCGUGAAAAGGACAAAGGAAAUGAAGCUUUCAGAGCAAAGGAUUAUGAGGAGGCAGUUGUGUACUACUCCAGGAGCCUUUCCAUCAUAGCAACGGUGGCUGCGUACAACAACAGAGCCCAGGCAGAGAUCAAGCUCCAUCACUGGCACAAAGCGAUGUCAGACUGCCAGAGUGUUCUCCAGCUGCAACCAGGCAACGUGAAAGCGCUGCUUCGUCGAGCCACUGUGCACAAGCACACGGACCAUUUCCAACUGGCGGUUGAAGACCUGAGGACGGUUCUCAGGGAGGAGCCUCAGAACGCUGCAGCCACAAAACUUCUGUCUGAAACGGAGAAGCUGAUGGAACAUCCACCAGUGCAGCACAGGAAAGGCAAAAAAAUCCUCAUCAAAGAAGUAGAAGAGGAACAUAACAGCGAAGACAACGAAGAGAAAGAAGCAGAAGCUUUUCUGGUCGAACCCAGCCAGCCUGUGGGAGGGGAGGAGAGCUCAGCUGCUCCUGCCGAAAGGGGAGACAUGGGUAACGCUCAGAAAAAGCCCCACGGCAGAGGGGACGGGGGUCCGCACGGCAACGAGGCCGGCAACCCUCACGCCGCGGGACACUGGCGGGGCAAAGGAGGCAGCGCGGACAAGUACAAAGUCACACCGGACUCCAAGGAGAAGGUGGCCAACGGGACAAACAAGAGGGGCUCGACGGCGUCGGUCCAGGCGGAUCAGAGCAGCGGCGGGAAGGGAACUCCAGACGGAGGAAGCGCAAGGGAAACAAUCGACCUCGAUGCCCCAUGCGGGGCCCUGCCCCCGCCUCUGUCCCGGCUAAAAAACGAAGGCAACCUGCUGUUUAAAAAUGGACAGUUCUCUGACGCACUGGAGAAAUACUCCCAAGCCAUUCAGGGAUACACUGAUUCAGCGAUCGACAGUCCAGAGGAUCUGUGCGUUCUGUAUUCCAACAGAGCCGCCUGCUACCUGAAAGAUGGGAACAGUCAGGACUGCAUACAGGACUGCACAAGAGCUCUGGAGCUGCAGCCCUUCUCCCUGAAGCCCCUCCUCCGCCGGGCCAUGGCUUACGAGUCCCUGGAGCGCUACCGGAAGGCCUACGCGGAUUACAAGACGGUGCUGCAGAUCGACGUCGGCGUGCCGGCAGCGCACGACAGCGUCAACAGGAUCACCAGGCUGCUGAUCGAGCAGGACGGUGCCGAGUGGAGAGAGAAGCUCCCGGAGAUUCCCCUGGUGCCUCUGUCGGCUCAGCAGCACCGCAGAGAGGAGCCGCCCAGCGCGGAGGCUCUCCAGGCCCGGGCGGAGAAGGCCGCCAGGGACGCAGAAAGGAAAGCAGAGGUUCGUUUUACGGCUUCCAAGCAAGACGGGAACGAGUUUGUGAAGAAGGGCCAGUACCAGGAUGCCAUGGCGAAGUACAGCGACUGCCUCAAACUGAAGCCGGAGGAGUGCGCGAUCUACACCAACAGAGCCCUGUGCUACCUGAAGCUGGAGAGGUUUACCGAGGCCAAGCAGGACUGUGACGCAGCACUGAAGCUGGAGCCCAACAAUAAGAAAGCCUUCUACAGACGAGCGCUGGCCAACAAAGGCCUCAAGGACUACCUGGCGUGCAGCUCCGACCUGCAGGAGGUGCUGCAGCAGGACCCCAACGUGCAGGAGGCGGAGAAGGAGCUGGAGGAGGUCACGGCGCUGCUCCGGCAGAGUCUGGCCAGCGACGCGCAGGCGAAGCCCAGGAAGACGGUCCCCAUCACUGAGGUCGAAGACGACGAGGAGGAGGGGGGGGCGACGGCGCUUCCCGACUCGGAGGGCAGCGGCUGCCGAGGAGAGGAGGUCAACAUCAACCUGCACCCGACCAACGCGUACGAGUUCGGCCAGUCUCUGAACGCGGCUCGCUGCGGCGGGAACGCGGCGGCCUGCGCCGACCUGCUGGCCUCCACGGCCCCGGAGGCGCUCCCGCAGUACCUGAGCAGCCAGCUGGACGGACGCACCGUGGGCUUCAUCGUGCAGGCGCUGGACUCGCACCUCCUGGAGAAAGACCCCGCCCUGGUCUACCGACACCUCGACCACCUGCACACCACCGGCAGGUUCUCGGUUGUUCUGAUGCUGCUGGAGAAGGAGGAGCGCUGCCGCCUCACUCGUCUGUUCGAGCGCCUGUCGGCCGUCGAGAGCACAGAGUUCACAAGGAACGACGUUCAGAACCUCGCCAACAAAUACAUCUGACCCCCCCCCCCCCCGCUCCCUGUUGCAUGAGCUGCUGCACCACGACUUGGAUCUAUGCAAACCACCGCACAAGAACUGAUUAAAACAUGAGAGGCAGGAGGCUGUAGAAUGUGUCCUUGAAGAGCAAUGCGGUGGAGAACUGGGUCACACUCACUCCACUGUCGUGUACUGUAAAUGAUGAACAUAUGUUUAGAUGAUAAGGAAUCUUUCUUCUCUCUGGAACAGUUUUUUUGCUAUGCAGAUUUACUUUUGUACAACCACCACUAACGACACCGGGACACUACGGACCUCCUGGUGUGUAAUGAUUCAUAGGGUCCAAUGAACCAGGUUAUGUAAAGGCCGCAGACGGCUGUGGCGUUUGCUCAGGACAAGCUCACGUGAUCUGCUCCUUGACCCCCUCCGGUCACGUCUCUGGAUGUCAGCGACUUUUACUAAAUGAGCCGCCGUCACGAGCUAAGAUCGGAAACAGUCUCUGAAAAUACCACAACUACGGUUUAUUUGCUCCUGAGACGUCCCACGCAGCAGGACAGAGCCAUAAGAUAAAAGUAACUUCAAACGGUUUCAUUAUGACCAUAUGUAUUGUAUUCUCCAGGACCUGCAUGACAUCUUGUUGCUGCUCUGUGCCGGACGGUACCUCACACGACUCGAGACGCUCCCUUUAGUUUAUUCUCAGCGUUGUGUAAAGUCGACGAUACGGAACGACUAAAAGUUCAUUCAUCCCCGUUUGGUUCACCGAAUUAUCCUGCCCGUCGUCGCCACGGCAACCUCAGAGUUCCACACUGGAGAGAAGCAGCAUCUUAACGAGAUGCGUGCCUUUUUUGGAUUUUCACACUGUACGUCGCUCACAUUUUUGCUGAGCGUGCAGAUGUUUCCUGAUGAUGAGAGAGUGUAUUUAUGUAAAUGCAGUAGCUUUUAAUCUAAUGGUUUAUGAUUCGCACCAUGACUUUCUGUUCACUUAGCCACACACGUGUUUCCGUUUUAAAAUGUGUCAUUUCUAUCCACAUUAGGUUUUUCUAAUAUUCCAGUCAUCUAAAAAACUAAUUGUCCAAUUUUUUUUUUCUUUAUGUUUCGUCUGCUCUACGUGAACGUACCAAAUUGACUUCAGGCGGACGAGUCGGACGGGCGACAGGCAAUAAUCACACAUUCCACUUUCUCCUCAUUGUGGUUUUAAAUUAUAUUAGUCGAUAUGUAAAAAUGUGUACAAUAUUAACAGAGGGCUAUUCAAUAAACUGGAGAAAAAAAAUUUGA
Messenger RNA from Scophthalmus maximus (turbot), 4227 nucleotides. It is a transcript of the gene spag1b, whose product is annotated as sperm associated antigen 1b. The coding region runs from base 139 to 2979 and encodes 946 amino acids. The record is from RefSeq and is a predicted model, not a curated record. Gene Ontology annotation, molecular function: heat shock protein binding. Gene Ontology annotation, cellular component: cytosol; mitochondrion. NCBI's taxonomy places the organism in Eukaryota, Metazoa, Chordata, Actinopteri, Pleuronectiformes, Scophthalmidae. The transcript has 19 exons.